AUGAGGAAAAGUCUGGAUCCCUUUAAUGAGCAUACAGAUGAGGAACUGUGGAAUGCCUUAGAAGAGGUACAACUUAAAGAAUUAAUUGAAGGUCUUCCUGCUAAAAUGAAUACUGAAUUAGCAGAAUCUGGAUUGAACUUGAGUGUUGGUCAGAAACAACUGGUGUGCCUUGCCAGGGCUAUUCUCAGGAAGAAUCAGAUAUUGAUUAUUGACAAAGCCACAUCAUAUGUGGAUCCAAGGUGUACUUCAAAACGAUACAGCCAGAUAUUACUCACAGUGACCGUGUGGUUAUGA
Messenger RNA from Rangifer tarandus platyrhynchus (Svalbard reindeer), 294 nucleotides. The record is from the annotation of a GenBank genome assembly. Lineage: Eukaryota; Metazoa; Chordata; Mammalia; Artiodactyla; Cervidae.